GCCGCGGCGGGAAGGUGGCGGCUCGGGCGAAUGCGCGUGACAUCGCGUUAUCAGUGUGAGAUUAGAUAGCGCCGCGAGCGCGCGCCCGCUGCCGACUCCGCCACCGAGCCAUGAGGAGCAAGGACCGCCUCGACGAGCUGCGCCACUUGGCGCAGCAGGCGGGCACCCCCCACGACGCCGUGCUGCCGGAGCCGCAAGCUGCGCACAAGGAGUUCGAAGAGCUGCUGCGAGAGGUGGAGCCACUGCACGCCUGGAUCCGCGAGCUGGAGCGCAACACGCAGCUGGUGCGGCGCCUGCACGCCGACCCCGCCUACUCCGCCAGCCGCCAGUUGCAGGAGCAGUUGGACGCGCUGGUGACGGCGUCGCACGCGCUGGGCCUCAAGGCGUGCGGCGCGCUGCGCCAGCUGCAGGCGCGCGCGGCGGCCGGGGGCGGGGCGGGCGCGGCGGCGCGCGCGGCGCGGCUGCAGGCGGGCGCGGCGCGCCGGCUGCUGGACGGCGCGCUGGCGCGGCACCAGCAGGCGCUGCUCGCCCUGCAGCAGCAGCAGCGCCGCCUGCUGCACGAGCAGGUCAAGCUCAUGAAUCUCACAAUAUCUGAAGAGGAGCGCGAGCACCUUCUGGAGUCCAACAACAUCGCCUUAUUUGUCGAUAACCUGCGCGCGGAGACGGCGGGGGCGCGGCUGGCGCUGCGCGAGGCGGAGGCGCGGCGCGACGAGCUGGCGCGCGUGGAGCGCUCGCUGCGGGACGUGCGCGACCUGUUCCUGCAGCUGGCGCACCUGCUGGCCGCGCAGCAGGAGCAGGUGGACAGCGUGGAGUACUACGCGCUGCAGGCCUCCGAGCACGUGGAGUGCGGCGGCCAGGAGCUGCUGAAGGGCACCGUCAGCCGGCGGAAAACAAGAAAGAAAAAGCUGGGCCUCAUUAUAUGUCUCGCUUCCGGGUUCCUUGUGGUCGUGUUUGUCCUCAUACUGAGUUGAAACUUACAAAAUACAUUUUAUUUAGCUAUUAAUGAAACUAGUUACAUCUGGACAAGCCGCUGCCCGCUGCUGCGCAACUUAUGAGGGAGAGCAGACUAAGUCGAGGAGAGCAGCUUGUUUACAUUAUUUAUUAGUUAUAUUAUGGCGAUUCAUGUAGAUUAGGUUACGAUCGGGCUGACGUGCAGCGAAAUCUCUCAAAAGUAAGAAAAAAAAGGCCUUGCUCGUAACUUUGUUAUCGGGUCGUGAUACAUGCGGAUUGGUGUACGUACAUGGGUGUACGUGCCAUGGAAAAGGGUUGUUAGCUUGCCAUCCCGUCACGGUCUAACUAUGUCUAUUAUGCAUAGAUCCUGUUGUCACCUCAGAGCUAAUUCAAGGGUCAUUCUUUAGCUACCAAAGAUUGUCAGCGGCAACUUACUGCAACGAGACUGUAAUAGUUUGUUGCGUUUAUUUUACUCAACGACUUCAAACGCACGCAAUGUCUUCGUAUGUUGCCCGUGGCACUACCGGCAGUAACAUGAACUAAGUAUAAUACUUCCGCAUGCCUCCCGACGGGUCUACAGUAAAACGGGAAGUUCGUUGCUCUAUUGCAAUAAAUAUUGAAUGAUUGUGAACAUGAGGUCAGACGCACUCGUUCCCUUUAACUAUCUCGCGCUGUGCUGACUCAGCAUACAAGUCUACGCACAGCAAAACGAGCAGUGAGCUCAACCUCAUAUUGCAAUACUUUUCGUUUACAAAAAACAUUCGUUCUCUAAUACUGCUUAAUACAUUGUACAACCUAGUCAUAUUACUCAUAAGUAUUUAAAUAAAUAAAUGUUUUUUUAUGUCUAAAA
Messenger RNA from Pararge aegeria (speckled wood butterfly), 1801 nucleotides. Its product is annotated as syntaxin-1A-like. The transcript is spliced from 9 exons. Gene Ontology annotation, molecular function: SNARE binding; SNAP receptor activity. Gene Ontology annotation, cellular component: plasma membrane; endomembrane system; SNARE complex. Bases 111 to 971 code for a protein of 286 amino acids. Gene Ontology annotation, biological process: intracellular protein transport; vesicle fusion; exocytosis. The record is from RefSeq and is a predicted model, not a curated record. NCBI's taxonomy places the organism in Eukaryota, Metazoa, Arthropoda, Insecta, Lepidoptera, Nymphalidae.